GGCGAGUUGAAGCAUUCCUCUUCAUGACGGACGUGUGACAUAUCCGCCCAGUCACCUCACGGACUUGUCCGUGGUCACAGCGAUUAUCAAACGCAGCUCAUCUACACAGUUUAGGACAGUCAUGAAGCCAGAAGACUUGCAAAUUUUCAGCUGAGGCACAGUCGCUAGCUACCCUGACCAAGGGGAUCAUCAUUCUGAAUUUCUUCUGAACAAUAUUUAUCAUCACGAACAGGUGGUGAAGGUGGCCACUGCAGCACUUGAUAUGGAGGCAGAAGAGGUUACAGUUGUAGUUCAUGGAGGAAGACGUCUCCAGGGUAAGAAGCCAGGGAGGUAUAAGUUUUCUGUCAUCUUUGGUGUUGGCUCUAAAAAAUACCGGACGAGUGUGGUGAAGGAGCCUACUGGAAACCCAGACUGGAAUGAGGAAUCUGUGAUCCCUGUCCAAAUCUCAAGUGAUAAUGUGUUCUUCACGGUGACAGAAAAAGAUGAUGUUUUGGGCCAAGUUCAAAUCCCCAUCACUUCUCUUCAGACUACCAAGGGACAUGUCCGCAAGCUUGCUUUGAAGCCUCACAAAAAGUGCCCUGUCCCACAGGGAGACCUAAUUUUUCAGUGUGAUGUUAGUAAGAUCCAUUACAGGGUCAGUUAGCCACAGAUCAAGAGCACUAGCUCGUUAGGCAGUUCUCAGCAGAAUCUGUCUGCUUUUGCAAAGUUAAAACAAAAUCUGCAGUCUCCGGCACUGCCUCAUCGCCAGAUGAAACGUGACAGCAAGGACCUUAGUGGGGAGAAGGAGGAGAAGAGAAAAAGCAGCACAUUGGCCAACUUCAACAAAAAGCUGUCUAAGUCUAUUCAUGACAUUUUUCACCUUGGUCGCUUUGGUAACCAUGAUGAUGAUGAGGAAAAAAAUGAACCUAAACUCAACAAAUUUGGCAGCAUGCAUUCUGGACUGAACCGUGUGAGCGAUGUGCCAGUUGUGACAAACAUAAUCCCAAACAUGGCAACAGUUCAUGGAGGUACAAAACUCUGCAUUGAAGGGAAAAACCUAGGUUUGGGCAAAUCUGAUAUCAUGGAGUUUUUGCUUUGCGGAAGUGAUCUUCUUGACACAAUUGAGUUUGAAUCUGAGAACAGAAUCUAUGUCACUACAAAGCCCAACACACCAGGAAAGGGCGAUCUCUGGAUUGAGACUGUAUCUGGUGGUCAGAAUGUCAUUAAAAAUGUCUUCACAUUUGUUGACCGUUCUGCUGAGAAAACAGGAUCUCUUGAAAGACAAAUUCCUCCAGCUCCUGCUGUGAUACCACCUUCCCCAGAAAGAGAUGUGCCACAGCAGCCUUCACCUCUGCCAACUCGUGUUAUACCUACCCUGAAAAUUGAGGGCGAGCUGCGUGUGCAAGAUAAAGUGAUUAGUAGCAGUGAACAUAACCUUUCUUUGCAUCGUUCCUCAUCACAGCAAGAGAAGAGCACGACACUACUUGGCUCCACCACUCUCCCACGAGUGAAAAGCAGCUGCAGCAUGCUAACUGAGCAUGACCGGGAACAACAAUCUGACAAUGGAGGGCGUUUCCGCAAAAAUUACCAGAAGCAUACACGUGGUGCCAGCGAGUCCAUAGUGGCCAUACAGCGAGAUGCAGACGGUCGCACAAGUGCUUCAGAGAAAGCUGAUUUACAAAAGGAGAUUGUGAGGCUAAUGAAAGAAAAUGAAGGUUUACGGAGGGAUAACGCAGACCUGCAUACGUACAUAGAGAAGCUAGUGUCUCGAGUCUUGGAGAAAUGCCCAGAGGUGCUAGCAGCUGAUGAUGGCCUCAAAAUGCCUACCAAAAAAUAAUGGCAUUAUGUUUCUUUCUCUAGGGUGUGAGUGUUUCAUUUAAAUAUCCCACCAAUUCUAAAAUGCAGGCUUGAAGAAAUACUUUUGAUCAAAAUAUUAUUUUUAUACUCUUACUACAUGUGCGUAAAUGAAAUUUUGAGUGUGAGCUACACAAUUAGAUGUAAAGAUUGAAGGUAUGGCUUGUGUGUAGACACACUUUGCAGUAGGACUGUAUGAGCGAUCUGGUACAUUUUCGAAACUGCUUAAAAUCUUAUGGAUAUGGAAAAUAUAUUUACACAUAUUUACAACCAGGUGAAUUCUCCCUUUCCUAUACUAUAUUUAAACAACUGUGAUGUAUUUGGGUAAAAGACCUGAAAUGAAUAUUUUCACAGCAUAUCAGAGGACUCUUGAUUUUUUUUCUCAGUUUAUUAUCGGCCACUUUGCAGCAGUGGGUAUAUGUUAUAUAAUUUGACAGAUUUCAAAUACUGAGAUAAUUUAGGUUCUUAAUGUAAGAAAAUGUAAUAAUCACAAGGUAUCCCAGAGGUCAGAACCAAAAGAUUAAUUUAUUACAUGUUUUCUGUUACAGAUAUAUAUAUAUGUGCUCUGUAAUUUGGGUCAGAUUCUAUGUAUAGGGUAAAAAGCAAGUUAAUAAAAUUUUUCUUUUUAAAGCGUUAGGAGCAAACUAUGCUGUGUGAACCUCUUGUUCCUGUCUUGUGGGAUAUCUUUUAAAGAAUGAUAAACUUAGAAAGGCUUUGCAAGAAUAUAUAUAUAUCUGGGAAAAUAACCCGGCAAGUGUUUUGGAACUUUGUUUUGAGUUUGUCAGUAAUUCAUAUUAAUUUACCUUGGUAGUAGGAUAAUAAAUUGUUAUUCUAAUUUUUAAAAUGAAGUAGAAAAGCUUUUGGUAAAACCUGAGUUUGGAUGUGCUAGAAAGUUCCAUAGUCUUGGAUCUUAAAGUGAUUUUGAAACACUAGAUGACUUGGCAACAGAGUGUGCUUAUGUUUAUGCUUGAAUGUUUUUUUCUUUAUCUGCAACCUUAUAGAUAGAUCUCAGUUCAGUCAGUGUUCAAAUCAAAAGUUAAGGAAUUUUGCAGACCAUGGAUGGUUAUUUACCUGAUUCUCAUUUUUUUGAAAUAUGUUGAAUAUCAUUCAUUUAUGAUAUAUCUUUAAAUAUAGAUCUGACCUAUUAUUAGAAGUUAUCUUGUCUGCUUCUUGUGUUUAGAUGGUUUUUAGAUGAUGAUCUACUUGUUCUGUCUGGUUGAGUGUUCUAUGUAUCUAUUAUAUAAUUUGUUUCUCCACAUCAUGUCUUAUGAUUUAUUUCCUUGCAUGCUAACAUAGAAUUUAGCACUUUUUUCAUGAAAAGUUAACUUUAAGCGCUGCCACAGUGACAGAAGCCAGUAUUGUACCAUUACAUAUCUGGUUAAUAGCAAGGCAGCCACUGAAGGAUUCCUUCAUGCAUCUCAUAAAGUGGUACCACUAACAAUUCUGAUGUAGCUAGUGACACUUCCAUGUUUUCCUUCCAGGUCUUGGUUUAACUCAGUACAUCUCAGUGAAUGCCUUUUGUGUACCAGUCCUCACAUUCAGUUUCAAUUUUAAUUGAAUUUAGCAUUUUCCUGUUUAAUUAGAGCCCAAUGAGUUAGCUUAUGUCCUUUCAAGUCUAGUACAAUGGUUAACCCCAAAGGUUAUGGUUAUAAGCCAAAGGAAUUUGAUGUUACAAUUGUAGAACAUUUAUUGUCAAAGUCCUGCUGCUUUUCUUUUGCUGUAACUGCCAGAGAGUAACAUCAGAAAAAACAAAAUGCUGCCACUUACUUGCAUUAUAAUCUUGUCUAACAUUACUAAUAUUAGAAAAUCAAUGUUUUUAACAAUCUUAUUUUAAUGGCUUAACACAUAUUUUGAAUAUUUUCCUCAUGAUCUUCAUUUCUCCUUUCCCAGUUUUCACUUCUAAGCUUUACUCUAUCAAGAAAGCAUAUAUUGCAAUAAAUGUGAGAACAUGGUUUGUACAAAUGUUAAUCUUUGAAUGUAGUUUAUAUUCUUUUUAUGGUUGUCUUAAGGAACAUUUUCAAUGAUAUAUUUUUGUAUUUCUUUUUAAAAUGAGAUCUUUUCGUAAUCCCUUUAGAAAAGUUACAAAAUAACCUAGAAUUGUUUCUGGAAUUAAAAGAUCACAAAUUAGGUUCUAAAUGGUAAUAGUCAAAGUAUGUUAUCCAUUGCUGUAAACUAAAUGACAUGGAUAGAAAAAGUCAAUGAGAUCUUUUGCAUUGAAAAUUUUCAGUGACAUUUAGAUUUGUUCAUAUUCAACAUUUUUUUCCCCUGUGGAAAAAAGUUUUCUUAGAAAUGUUUUCUCUUUUGCCUUUUUUCUUAGAUCUCUCUCCUCCAUGAAUAUGUGAGAAUUAUAUCUUAUUUUUGAAUGAUAAUGAAUGAAAAUGUUGAAGUCCUCUCUACACCUAAUUAAACCUUUGAUAAAAUCUUGGAACAGUACCAGAAAGGAUAUAAUCAUGAUUCCAGAUUAUAAAAAUCUAGUCAAUGAAUACACAAGUAAUUAGCUGUUUUGAGUUUCAUAUAUUUGUAAGAGUCAUGCAUUGAAAAUGCUGCAGAAUUAUUGUGCACGUAAAGUGCAUGGUGUAAGGAAAAUUGGCUUGAGAUAAAAGGAAAGCAAGAUUUCUUAACCUGCAGAUGUAUAGAAGAAAAAAUGAGUUGUAUGUUGACCAAGAUAUUUAUCUGCAAAUCUGUUAUCCAUUAUAUACACAAAAUCAGAUAACCAGCAGAAAUUAUUAUUGAAUAAUGAUGUAUGCAGCUUAAACAAGUGUUAAAUAAAACUUAUACAAUCCAGUCAUUAUGAUAUACUACAAAGCUUUGUCAUAGAAGAUGUGAAAUUGUCCUGUAUUUUAUUUCUUGUAUAAAUGAAACAUUAUAUUUACCCUUUACUAAUAUUGUAAUGAUGUUUCAAUUGUAGACAUUCUUGAAAAGCAAUAAUAAUUAGUAGGUCUUAAGCUGGUUGACCAGCAUACUCCUUGUCUCCUGAUUGGCUGAAAAAUUAGUAAAUCAAGAUAACGUGCAUAUGUUGCCUGUAUUGAGAUUUGACUGCAUUUGCGAAGAAUGAUAAUAUAAUAGUUAUGCAUGUCUGAAGAAAGAUAAUAUAAUAGUUAUGCAGAUGUGAAGAAAGAUAAUUAUGUGUAAAGAAAGAUAUAAUACUUAUGCAGCUUUAUGAUGAACUGCCCCAAACAUUUUCAACACUCAGUCUGGAAUUGAGUAUGUUGAACUUAAAAAUACUUUAACUAAACUGUAUGUCGGGAAAUUCUUGCUUUCACUAACUAUUAAAUAAAGUCAUACUAUUUCUAAUUUUUAUUACAAAAAGUUUUGGUCUAUAAAACUGUGCAAUGCACAUUAAGCACCUUAGUUGUUUGUGGAAAUCCAAGUCCUGCACCAAAUAUUAUAUAUAAUAUAUUUUUUCACCUUUAAUUUUCUUUUUCUUUUGAGAUAGACACGAGUGCAUGGGCACAAGGGAAAUAAAAUAUUUCUGUCUUGGUUAUGGUUAUGAUAACCUGAGGCUUGUUUAGGUUUAGUUUUGAGCAUCUCCUUACAUGUAGUAUAAUCACUGGUGAUUUUGAUUACCCUUCCCCACUCCCUGCAGCUAAUGCUGCGUUGUUGAACUUUGUACUUACUCUGACCUUGUUUUGCACAGUACCAUUGAAGUGAUUGUAUAUUAAAUUAGAUGGAAAAUGGUAAAUUUACUUUUUGUCUUUCAUAGUGUUCACUCUUAAAUGCUGUUUAUAUGUUGUAAAAUAAUUAAAAUAUCAACUAGGACUGAAACAACUGAUAGCAUGCCUGUGCUGGCAACUGUCCAAACAUUUUUUUUAAUUGCACAAUAUUGUAAUCAUUUAUAGUUAUGAUAAGCAUAACUGUAUGACAUUUGAUAGGUAUUACAGCAAAACCUAAAAGGCAGUAACAACUGCAGGAGAACAUUAUCUGCAAUAUGUUUUUAAAGUGCACCGCAUUGUCAAGCUCAUGCUGAGAACUAAUUGAAUACUUGUCACACUGAAAAUUUAUAAGAAAGCUUUUAAUUAGGGAAAGCCACCAGUUCUCCUUCAGUUCAGUUCAGAUGUGAAAGUUACUGUACAUCCAUGUCAAAAUUAAAGUACCUUUUACAAACUUGGACAUUGCUGUGGACAGUGUAAACAAAGAGGUAUGCUGUCUCAGCAUAAAACCAAGUAGAUCUUAUGCUGAUGCUAUUAUUAGAAAAGCAAGUCUUUAUAUUUUCAACUAGUUAAUAGUUGUACAUUUAUCACUUUCCAUAUAGCAGAAGCAGAAAAGCAGAAUUAUGUAAAAAUAGUAUUGAGGGUUAAUGGUGCUAAUGGCAAGUAACAUUUUCAAUAGUGGUACCAGGGAAAUCGUAUGUUAAUCACUUUGUAAAAAUUCUUACAGGUUAUUGGUGCAAAUAUUAAGUAAUAUACUGCAUAACUAUUAUUACCAGAUGUUAUUUUAUUGUGUAUCUCUUGCCAAAUGCCUUGCAUAUCAUAAUAACAUUACCUUUCCUAAUACUACUGACUAGCUGUGACCAUACAAUCUGUGGUGUGAAAUAUUCCAGUCAUUCUGUCCACUUGCUGUGUUAUGUAUUAAUCUCGUGUACAUAUUUUCUUCAUGGGUGAUAUUUAUUAUUAACAUUUCUUACAUCGGUAAUGUCUUUUUGACAGGUGUUCGGCUGUUUUUAUUGUCCAGUAUUGUUUCUUGUUUUGGAGGCAAAAAGGAGCUAAAAUUAGAGUGACACAAGAGUAUCUCUAAUUUCAGUUGCUUUAACUUUGUUAUAAAACAAGUUGACUUUAACAAUAUACUCAUCUUCCUUUUGCUAAAAAUUUCUUGAUAGAUGUAUGGAUAAGCUGUAUGGAUAGACAGAUGCAAGUUCAAGUCUUCCAGUCUUUGUACAAAUUUGAAGUUUCCCUUUCAGUAUUUUUGUUAGUACAUUGCAUAAGAUUAGAUACAAGCAGGUUAGUAGUAGCUUUUGAGAACCAGAAAACAUUCUAGCCUUGUUUCUUUGUCAUCGUCCAUAUUAUUGGUAGGUUGUAUUCUAUAGAAGAUUUAAAAAAGCUAGUGCCUAGUGUCAUAAAAGUAUGAAAUCAUUACUAAUUCCAUCAAAGAAAGUAUCAUUUUUUUAUAUAGUGUAUAUGUCCCUUGCCACAAAGAAAUUCAAACUCACUAGCUGAAACCUGUGAUGAUGCAGGUUGAGAGUAAUGUUGAGAAUAAAGAUAAAUAUUUAUUUGAUGUCCCAGAAGAAUAAUGAGCAACAGUGUUCCUUUCACAACGUGCUGCCAUUUUAUGGUGUCCAGGCAGUAUAAAGAAAGUAGCUUGAUUUAAGGAAAAAACAUUGCUUUAAAUGCCUAAAUUAGCAAAUAAUAGGUUGGGAGAAACUUCAAAAGCAUUGAUUUUUAUGUGUGGUUAAUGCAUGCAUAGUGAAAAAAAGGGAUUAAAAAAUUUUUUUUUGACUUGUUAAAACAGUCUAGCUUUGGCUGAAUAUAUAUUUAUGUCCUCUGUCAUUAGUAGGAAAGAAGAAGUGCCGCAAUUUAAAACGGAAAGUAUGUGACUGCAUUAUUUAACAUGCAGUUUCAGAAAGUAGUGACUGGAUUCUUCUUAAUGCGCUCUUUGUAAAAGUUUUACAAAUGAGGUUUUUUUGGGAGUUAAAGUGCAUAGCAUUGAAAGCGUUCAAUGAUAGUGUUUAGUCAUUGAUGCUCCUGCAGCUUGCUUUUUUUUCUUUCACGUUCCUGAGAGCAUGCCUGUCAGACCUAGUUUUUUUGGUGAUUAUGAAAUGCUAUUUUCUCCUUGUCAGAUUUUUUCUGCUAGUGUGGCUCCUUAACACUACAGAUUUGUCUGUGCCCGCUUGUGUAGUGGGCAGAGCUGCAGACCAAGUGGAGUGUGGGCCUGUGUGGUAUGGACAGCUGUCAUUGUGUGACAGCUCCAGGCAGUACAAAUGUACAUGCAGUUGGCAUUGCCCAGUGUGCAGACGGUCUGAAUUCUCUGCUCCUUUUGAUAAAGAGUAAUGAAGUAGUACUGCAGCCAUCAAAAGAAGCUACCCCUUUCUAAUAAGUUUUAUUUUCAUAUCACUGACAAGUAUUUUAUGAUAGUAGUGUGCUUUAUAAUUGGAGAUUAUUAAGUGUGAUUCAUUUUUCUUGAGCUGACCAGCUUUCAAACUACUUUUAAGAGCUUUAUUAAGCACUUAAGUAUUUUGCAUUAACAGGCAUUGAUCCAAUUCAGAAUUUGAAAUAAGUUUUUAUGGAACAUUGUGGCAUUGGCAUAGGCCUCUACACAUAUCAGUGUUUAGACAGUGUUAUACUGCAUAAAUGCAGUAAUAUUUUUAUCAUCCAGGUUGUGAGUCUAUUGUCUUUCUUUCAUCCUGCCAUUAUGAACUAAGUAGUGUUCUGGACAAAGACAUUGCAUUGUCUUUAGUUUGGAAGGAUUUGGAAAAGCUUGUGGGAGCUAAUUUAGAAAUGGGUAUGCACUUCAUCGGGGUGAAUAGUUCUAUUUUUACCUGAGGUGUGCUUUCAUCUUUGAUCUCAUAUCAUCUGUUACUAAUCGUCUGCGUGAAAAUUUCAAUAGAUCUGGACAACUGAUACAAAAUGUUGCUCUUGUGGCAUAUCUCCUUUAAUGCUUGAACUUAAAAUUUGUUAAUGUAUUGUCGUCCUAAUGUGUAUGAAGUGCUGCAUGAUACUCCUCAUUAAGGCUUCUUUGCCUGCUAACUAUUUUUGUAAACUGUACACUAAAAUUACUGAGUAGAUAUACUUUUGCUACAAUGAGAUACAUGUUAUGUAUAUAAUUUUGCUCUUGUCAUUUGAUUAGUAUUACUUUUAUCUAAAAGAAACUUUACACCACCUUGUCCAUCAUUCAAGUUAGAAAGUAAAUGGUAAAGAAGUAAAUUCUUGAAACUGAUGAAGCAUGCAUAGAUAUUUAAGCAAAGAUGAAAUGUGUAUUCAAAGAUAAAAAUAGUAAUGCAAUUUAUUUUUUCAAAAUUCAACAUUCCAGCUCAUGUUCUGAAGGUUCAUGGGUCUACGAUGAUUAGGUGACUUAAGGCUGUAUGGAAGAACUAAGACCUAAUAACGUUAUUUGCUAAUGAUAUUUGUUUGGAAAACUGGAGUUUUGGAUGUAUGCUUUUAAUUAAAGGGUGGUACUGGAAAUAAAAUAAAGCUAUAUGCG
This is a messenger RNA of Pomacea canaliculata, 8967 nucleotides long. RefSeq lists its product as uncharacterized. The record is from RefSeq and is a predicted model, not a curated record. Lineage: Eukaryota; Metazoa; Mollusca; Gastropoda; Architaenioglossa; Ampullariidae.